Molecule: messenger RNA, 3563 nt
Organism: Chlamydomonas reinhardtii
Lineage: Eukaryota; Viridiplantae; Chlorophyta; Chlorophyceae; Chlamydomonadales; Chlamydomonadaceae
Exons: 12
Coding region: 530-3517 (995 amino acids)
Molecular function (GO): protein binding
Source: RefSeq, a predicted model, not a curated record
CAAUGAAACGUGAGUCCGCGGACCAACCCGGGCUUCAUAUCGUAAAACAAACGCGUCUCGCCUUGAAGAAUCCACCAAACAGCAGGUCCAAAUGUUCUCUCACCAGUCCUCAACAGUCGUAAGCGAACUGCCUAAGGACGCGCUGGUUCAUGUGCUUUCGGGUUGCUCUGCGCACGAGCAUGGCGCUAUCCGCCUCUGCUCUUUGGAAUGGAAACGGAUGCAUGAACAACAUGUCACGACACGGCUGCGCGCGGGCUCGAUACCCGACCGGGUGGCCGUGUACCGACUGGAAUGUCGCGCUUUCGUGAGCGAGCUCGACCUGUCUUCGCCGACAUGCAAUAUCACACCUGGAUGCUCACUGGCCGAUUUCAUUGGCGAGGCAUCAACCGGGCUCCCGCAGCUACGCGACCUCAUCAUCGGGGCUCAGGCGCUGCGGCAGGCGCCGCUGCUGACAACGCAAAGGGACGCCUGCAGCACCCGACUCCCGGCGCGAGCACCGCUCGGAUUCCCCGCGGCCGAGAUUGCGGCCAUGAAAGGCCUGCGGCGGCUGGUUAUCGGAUGUGGUGACCUGCAAGACACCAAGGCAAGCGAAGAGACAAAUGGCAGCAGUAGCAGCAGCCACGGCAGUGCGGUAGUCGCAGAGGUAGGAUCGGUGGGGCGGGCCAGCUGGCCGUCGCCGCCGCCCCCCCACUCCACGACCGCGGGCGGGCUGCUACAGCCGCUGCCGCGGCCCCAGCUACUGCCGGACAGCCUGCCUACAGAGCUGUUCUCCCUGGAGCAGCUGGAGGUUCUGGAGCUGCACGGGAUGGCACUGCUUCUGCCGGCAGGCACCGCGCCACCCGCCGCCGCAGCGCCUGCUGGCGGCGGCGUCACGGCCGGGGCUGCGGGCCCCGUGGAGCCGCCGAGCGCAGCGCUGCCAUCGCGCUUAGUCUUCCCAAAGCUGCACAGCCUCAUGCUGUCCGGCAGUGCGGCGCAGCUGACCCAGUCCCUGGCCGCCCUGCACUGCCUGCGGCCCUCGCUGCGCGCCCUGCAUCUCACCUGCACCGACCCCACGGCAAUUAGGGUGGUGCCAGAGCCCGGGGAAGGCGGCGCAGCAGCUGACGCAGUAGAGAACGCAGCUGGGUACGCAGCCGGGGACGGAGCCGCGGGCAAUGAGGGCCCAUUGCCUCUUGCUGCCGCCGGCAGUGGCCCAGCACCAGCACCACGGCCGCCGCCGAUGCACAGCGGCGGCAUUGAGUUCGACUUCAGGAGUACGGGCCUGGGCGGCUGGGGCCGGCCGGUGGGGCCGGUGGCAACACCACACGGAGCCUCAGUUGCUGCUGGCACAGCGGCAGGAGGCAGCGCCGCGCCGCGGCAUGCCGCAAGCGUGCCUGGGCCGUGGGCUGCCUGGCCGCCUCCAGCUGCCGCGUCCGGUGCGGUGACAGGGUCGCGGGUGGUGGGUAUGCUGCCUGUGAACAGCGCGAUGUUCCAAGGACUCAACAGGCUGAUGCAGCCGGGGGUGGCGAUGGCAGGGGCGGCGGGCCAGGAGGCGGGGUUCGCUGCCGUAGUGACGGCGACGGCAGCAGCCCUAGCGGAGGAGGGCGUGGGUGCGCCUGGUGUGGAAGGAGCAGCAGGGCGGGGCGGGGCGGACGGAGCUGGGUCAUUGGUAUCCCGGCAGCAGCAACAGCCUUCAGGGCUGCACGAGCUGAGCUACAGGGGGUUCUACCUGACACUGCCGCUGCCGCAGCUGCGGCGGUGGACGUCGCUGCAGGCACUGGACCUGUCACACAACAAACUGGUGCUAGACCAGGGCCUGCUGGUGUCUCAGCUGGCGGAGCUGACGCGGCUGACGCGGCUGGACCUGUCACACAACUGCCUGGGAGCGCUGCCGCAGCCGCUGUGCACCGCGCUGCUGGACCUCAGGGACCUGGACCUCUCCUCCAACUGCAUCCCCCACCUCCCCGCCGACCUGACCGGCCUCAGUCGCCUCACGCGCCUGGCAAUGGCCGACAACUGCCUGAGCAGCCUAGAGGCGCCGCCACCGCCUCCAGCACCAGCAGUGCCGCCGCCGACAGCGGACCUGCUGGUGCCCGUAUCGCCCACACAAGAGAAGGCGCCCGCGGCUGCUGUGGCAGCGGCGCCUCGGCCGCUGUCGCUGGGUACGCUGCCGUCAGGUCUGCAGGUUCUGGACGUGAGCGGCAACAGGCUAGUGGCGCUGCCGAAGCAGCUGCUGAUGGAGCUGCCAGAAUUGCGUGUGCUGCGUGCCGCACGAAACAGGCUGCUGCGACUGCCGGCCUUCCUGCCGCCCUGCGCCAGGGACUGCGGCUGCGUUUGCACCACAUCCGCCGAGUCGCACAAGUCGCCACCCGCCGCAGACUCUCAACCCCAGCACCAGGACCAGCAGUCCUCGGGCUUUUCUGCGCACCCUGCUAGCGCUGCAGCUGUGCGCUACUGCUGCCGGCGCUGCUGCUGCGCGGCGCCGCACCGCAGCCGGCUGCAGCUGCUGGACGUCAGCGCCAACCACCUCAGUGUCCUGCCGGCCGCGGAGCUGCUGGGGGGCCUGGCGCAGCUGCAGGUGCUGGCUGUGGGACAGAACUACUUUAAGGCUGUGAACGAUGCCGGUGGUUCUACGGCAGUGGCCGGCAUUGCAGGCACGGCGGGCUGCGGUGGGGGGCAGCCGCUGCUGCCACCGCUGCUGCCGCCACUGCUGCCGCUGCGGCUGAUGCGACUGGACAUCCGCCUGGCUGUGUGCAGCAUGCGGGAGGAGCAGGCGACCUCCUUCCUUGAGGCGGUGGGGGGCCUCACCAGCCUCACAUGCCUUCAGGCCCAGUCCAACACGCUGCAGCGGCUGCCGGACUGCUGGAGCCGCCUCACGCGGCUGACGCGGCUGGAGCUGGCGCAUAACCGACUGGCCGAACUGCCGCCCGGGCUGGCGGCAUUGAGAUGCCUCAGACACCUGGACGUGUCCCACAACUGUUUGGUCGGACUGCCCGGCCCGGUGCUGGCGGCGCUGACGGCACUGACGGCACUGGACGCAUCUGUCAACCUGCUGGCCACGCUGCCAGACUGCCUGGCGGCGGCGGCGCCGCCGCCGCCGCCACUGCCAGAGGCGGGUCACUCUGCACCCGUGUGUCCAGGAGGUGGUGCAGGCCUGACGCGGCUGCAGGUGCUGGACUUGCAUUACAACUCGCUGUGCGAGCUGCCCGCCUCCCUAAGUCGCCUGGUGGCUCUGCGGCGGCUGGACGUGUGCCGCAACUACGGCCUCAGGCGACUGCCGCCCGGCACAGCGGAGGCGCUGACAAGACUGCUGCUGGUGGCGGUGGGCAAGCAGCUGGCGGAGCUAGCCAUGGAGGAGGUGGAGACGCAUGCGGAGGUGCCGGGGGAGGGGGAGGGUCGUGAAGGUAGUGUAGCAGGCUGCAGUAGUAGUGCGGGGGUGCGGGAGGGGCAGGGGCAGAGGUGCGCAGCCGGUGCCGCUAGGCCAGCCAAUGAGCUACGGCGGCUGGCCAUGCGAGGUGUCCGCAUUCAGGUGGUGCCGUGAGGGAUUCGGGAGGGCAAUAACAUGGCAUGAGUAACGGUACUAACGA